GGGACCGCCACCAGCGUCGGGCGAGCGCUUCUCUGCUUUACCAGGAUGUUCUCUGAAAACGACGCGGCGCCAGCUGUCGUAGAUGAAGAAGCGCCCCUGCUUCCGAAGACGAAGACGAAGACGCCUCUGCCGCGCCUCCAGUUGUCGAUCAUCCUCUUCUCCCAGUUGUGCGAGCCACUUGCGAGCCAGUCGAUCUAUCCGUACAUAAACCAGCUGGUGAGUGAACUGGGAAUCACGGGUGGGGACGAGAGGAAAGUUGGAUAUUACGCUGGAAUGGUGAGCACAUAUUCCGCUUGCUCACCCUCUGCAGCUGAUCAGUCCCGAAGAUCCCAGGAAUCGCUCUUCUUCGUCACUGAGGCACUGACCAUCCUCCAAUGGAGCCGCGCAUCGGACCAUGUCGGCCGCAAGCCCAUUCUCCUGUUCGGCCUGUUCGGCGCCGGCCUCUCGAUCUUGUGUUUCGGGCUGUCGCGCACAUUUUGGGGUCUCAUCGUCAGUCGCUGUAUGCUUGGGCUUUUGAAUGGGAACACGGGUGUGAUGAAAAGUGCUAUGGGAGAUUUGACCGAUAGAUCGAACCGGGCUGAUGCGUUUGUAUAUCUGCCCAUCAUCUGGGCUGCUGGGUGCUCGCUCGCUCCGCUCAUCGGCGGAACUCUUGCACGACCGCACGAUACCUUUCCUGCCCUGUUCUCCGGCCAAUUCUGGAUAGAUUUCCCCUACUUUCUUCCGUGUCUGGUGUCCGGCAUCCCGUUGUUCAUCUCCUGGUUCAUCGUCCUAGCGUUUUUCAAAGAAACUGUGAAACAACGGCGUCACUCCGACUCUGAGAGCCCUGAGAGACCCGCACAGACCGGCCCGCUGUCUUUGAAGACACUGAUAUCUCUGCAACCCGUCCGCGCCUCGAUAUCCAACUACGUCACCCUCGGAUUUCUCAACACGACGAUGGACGCGUUGCUGCCCCUAUUUCUCGCCAUGCCACUCGAAUUCGGCGGUCUCGAUCUCUCGCCGCCGCAGAUCGGCCUGAUCUUAUCUACAUAUGGCAUUGCGAUGGGCCUGUUCCAAUUUUUCCUGUUCGGCCGAUUCGUCGACCGCUUCGGCGAGAAACGCGUGUUCGUGCACGGAAUCUCGGCGACGUUGCCGGCGUUCGCGCUGUUCCCGGUCAUCAGCCUCGCUGCGCGUGUCGCAGGUGGGACGAAUGCGCUGGUCUGGACGCUGGUCGGGUGUCUGCUUCUGUGCGCCGCGUUGGUUGAUACUGCAUAUGGCGCCAUAUUCAUUUUCAUCACUUCCUCCGCGCCUGCCUCGAGUCGCGGAUCGGUUAAUGGGAUCGCCCAGACCUCAGUGGCGGUCGCCCGGGCAAUUGGGCCGGCCUUGGCAACCUCGCUGUUUUCGUUCUCCGUGCAGUACAACCUCCUCGGCGGGUAUCUUGUGUAUUUAGUGCUCUGUGCGUGCGCUUGUGCGUCGAUAUUCCUGAGCAGAGUGUUGCCGGAAGAAGUGUGGGAGGACACGGAGUGAAGUUCAAGUAGAUUAGAUUAGAUGGGAUUAGAUUAGACCGCCGAACUUCCCGGAUCACGUAAAUUGCCUCUUAUCUAGCCGUUGACACCCACGGCAUGUUGCAAAUGCAUGGCCAUGCAUGUCAUGCUGAUCUGCUUCUGUCGGCCACGCUCUUGAUUGGUUACCACCACCAUGAUCUCCCUCCCAUUCGACAUCUUCGCGGAAAUCCUGCCCCUCGUCCCGUACUCUGCGCUCCCCGCCUUUGCGCAAGCAAGCACGGAGUUCCGAGACUACGCCCGGGAGCGGCUGUACGAGGAGAUCCCGCCGCACCUGAUCUCCCGCGCGUUCGCGUCGAUCGCGCGCAACCCCGACCUCGCGCGGUACGUAAAGCGGGUGGAGAUGACGCGCCGGCCGGGCGUCGCGGACCUCGACGUCGACUUUCAUCUCCUCGGGACCGUGCUGGGGCACACGACGAACCUGCACACGCUGCUGAUCAACGUCGGCGGGCGGCGGUACUCGUCGUUCCUCGCGGACUCGUCGCGCGUGUUCCGCCUGCGCCGCUUCUCGUGCUUCCUGUACAUCGACCAGGCGCUGAUCCAGUUCCUGCACGACCAGGCGCCGACGCUCGAGGACAUCACGCUCUCGCACUCGCUGCUCCAGUGCGGGCGCGGUGCGAUCGCGAGUGGCUUUCCCCGGUUGCGGCGGCUCAACUCGCCCAUGUCGUGGGCGGACUCGAUCCUCCCGCACGGGGGCGCGAGUCUCACGCAGCUGUCGAUAUCGCACUGUGCGCGCGGCGCGUCGAUGGCAUGUCUGGGGAUGCCGAAUAUCCGCAUCGAAUGGCUGCAGGUCCCGUUCCAUUGCUUCGAGGACACGGAUCCCGGGGAACUCGGGCGCAUGUUUCCUGUCCUGCGGCAGUUGCGCCUGAGUAUGCAGCACUCGCGGUUCGGAUGGCCGUGGCCGGGCAACGUUGAUAUCGAUGUCCCACACCUGGCAGAUCAACUGCACAGGAUUCUGGGCGGAUUGCCCGCUCUCACCCACUUGACGCUUCUGAUGAUGGGGAUGGUCUGGCCAGAAGGUGCUGACAACAUCGGCUUUGCUGCGAUCGCGACGCACAACGCCCCUAAACUGAAAGAUGUGAUUCUGGACUCGGCAUUAGCUGCAGGUGAUGGGACAGCGAGCGCCCUUCACAUGAAAUACAAGGACAGUCGUUGGACGAUCUAAAUAUGUCUGGACUCUCCACGUAUUACUUACAGCUGAACGGAUCCCUAGGCACCCUUACGAGUGAUAUAAUCUGUGCAUGACAUAAACGUAAAACUGCGCGUGGGACUAUAGCCGCUCCCAGGCCGCGUUAGUUUUUGAGAUUAUCCAUGCGGCGAGACAGACGGUCAGAGUUGUGCCGGACUCCCGACAUAGCCGAAUGGCCGUGGAGAUUCGCAUUCUCUUUUUACAGACACCGCGCCGGUUCCCUGGACAAGGUGGUCGCUAUCGCGGUUCGCGUCGGACCAUGGGAUCCAACGCAAUCUUCCGAAGCAGACCGGUUCUUCGUUCUCCGGACGUAUCCGCGUGGUAUAAAAGACACAUCGACCGGAAUUUCGAGACAUGCAUCUCGCGCAGUAGUUACAAUAUCAGUAUCCGGAGGGCGGCUGGAGAGCAACUGCGCACCGAUCGCGCUAUCUGCGCUCUCUAAGACCGACGCCGGCACGAACCGACAUGAACGUCAGUAUCAGUAAGCGUCGGUCUAUGUCCCUUGGUAUUCGGGCAGGGAUGGGCCGCCGGGGUUCUAGACUUCUGCGAAUUCCACGGGACAGCUUCCAAGCGCUUAACAUUGCUGCAAAGGUGCAUCUGUGCUGAGUUGGUAAGAAGUGUAUGUAUGUAUGUAUGUACAUACAUACUCGCUGCUAGCGCCUGAAAUGUCGGCGAUCUGUGGCGCAGAUGGGGACACAAAGUUAUUCAGGAGUGUGACAGAAAAGCGGGGUCUGUUUGUUGGUUGGCUCCCCGAUGGAGUGUGAGUGACUUUGGCGUUGAGCUUUCACAGCGUCGAUAACUGCGGAAUCCGGGUUCUUCCAGGCACAUUCCUCGGAGCCGGGGCAUAUGUUUUUCCCAGAUUCCAGAAACCGGCAGCCCCAUUUGGCUGUUUUCUCUCACACGUGCUUUGGGGACACACGCCCCGCUUCGACCCACUUCGACAAGCGUUCGCCCAUGCCUGUUAACCGGAACUGUACACCUCACGUAAGGCGUGGUUGUAUGCGUGUGUUAUCGUAUGUGGAGCUCCGAGUGCCGCCAUGCACUUGGGUCUCCAUCGCCCGUUUUUGGAACUUACAAAGGCAGGUGCCUGUGCCCGGCGGCCACGUUCCAAGAAAGAACUCGACGGGACCUGUCGCCAACUACAGUGACAAAUACCACAGGCUCGACCUAGUCGGCUGGAUUUAUAUGUCUUCCUUUCGGCUGGCCCCCCGACGACCGUGACUAUGCUGCUGCUCCAAUGUGCCCCCUCCCCACUCCCGCCCUCGCUGCUCGAUCUCCCCGCACGACACCAGAUGCCCGGCAGCAGUAGUGGCAGCAGCAGCGGUGGUGGCAGCAAGUGCAAGGCACGGGACUCGGAGAUGUGGUUCUCGGUCGACACCAGCGCCUCGGGCUCAUGGCCGCCCAGGAUCACCUUCGCAAGCGCCCCGUGCGCGUCGGCCCCUGCUCCCAUUAGCAACGGCGGCAGCGAUGAGAUGGAGGAUGUUAUCUUCGCGGAGGGCAGUGGCACCGUCACUGGGAGUGCAACGCGUGCGUCUCGUCUCGUAGCGAACCGGACGCCCAUCCGCAACCGCCCGUCGCGCAGCAGGUCGACCGUGCGCUCCACCCCAAACGAUCUGUGGCAGCGACAUCCGCCUGCGGACGAUCUGCUCAAGAAGAAGCUUCUCGACGAUUUGCUCGGUGGUCCGGCGUGCGGCAGUGGCAGCGGCGAUGCCCGACGUAUCCGUGCGCUCCCGGAGUCGCUCUUGAUCGGGACUCCGGCACCGCCAACCCUGCCCCGCUGCCCGCCGGCGCCUACGGAGCCCCCACCCCCACCGUCCCCCCGGCCACAGUACACCGCGCCGCACGCGGCAUUCCUCCCCGAACAGCCGAUGCUAUCCCAGUGGCGCGACAAGGAGCGCUCGUUUCUGCAGCUGUGGAAACACGAAAAGCGGAGACACACGCGCCUGCCGCUCGUCGUGUCGCCGUUCAAUCCCCUCCGCGAGUCGAUGCCCGAGGGCUACUGGAGGACGGUCAACCCGCCCAGUGCGCCACUCCAGAAAAAGACGUGGAAUUUCCGGCGCCCGAUCCCGCCACCGCAGCUGGUGCCCAGGUUGCGCUCGAGGCGGUCCUGCGACUCGGCCUGCGAGCGCGUCUCUGCCUGGGCGAUGCUCAGCGGCAAAACUGCACAUCACUGCCGCCGGUGCAGCCAGGACUCGCUCGGCAAGCGGCUGCUGCUAUACCGGUAUUGGCGCAGGCGGUCCGAGAGCGAGGCGGGGUACGCCUACUCGACUCUCUCCAAAAUCAUGCGCCAACUCGACGAGGAAGACGCUGAGAUGUUGGAUCUUCUCACACCCCCCGAGAGACGCUGCAUGUGACAUAAUUGCACGCAUAUAACUAUCAUAUGUAUCUGUGUAUCGCUACCUAGGACCAUCUCAUACUCUCUUUACAAACCGUGUAGUUUACUCAUCGUUACUGGAGCCAUCAUUACAUUUGCAAUUGCGGACAUUCUAG
Messenger RNA from Mycena citricolor, 5217 nucleotides. The record is from the annotation of a GenBank genome assembly. Lineage: Eukaryota; Fungi; Basidiomycota; Agaricomycetes; Agaricales; Mycenaceae.